Molecule: messenger RNA, 1179 nt
Organism: Prunus armeniaca (apricot)
Lineage: Eukaryota; Viridiplantae; Streptophyta; Magnoliopsida; Rosales; Rosaceae
Source: the annotation of a GenBank genome assembly
AUGGACGCUCAGAGAGCUCUGCUAGAUGAACUUAUGGGCGCAGCUCGGAACUUGACGGAGGAAGAGAGAAAGGGGUACAAGGAAAUUACUUGGGAUGAUAAGGAGGUCUGUGGAGCCUAUAUGGUUCGAUUUUGUCCUCACGAUCUGUUCAUCAAUACCCGAAGUGAUCUAGGCCCCUGCCCUAAAAUUCAUGACCCAAAGUUGAAAGAAAGUUUUGAGGAGUCCCCAAGGCAUGAUGCAUAUGUGCCCAAGUUUGAAGCUGAACUAGCUCAGUUUUGUGAGAAAUUGGUGAUGGAUUUAGAUAGAAGAGUAAAGCGUGGGCGAGAACGCCUUGCUCAGGAGGUUGAACCUGCACCGGCACCUCCACUGUCAGCGGAAAAGUCUGAACAGUUAUCUGUUCUGGAGGAAAAGAUAAAGAACUUGCUGGAACAAGUUGAGACCCUUGGUGAAGCUGGAAAGGUGGAUGAAGCUGAAGCACUCAUGAGAAAGGUGGAUAUGCUUAAUUCUGAGAAGACAGCCUUGGCUCAACACCCUCAGAAUGAUAAAGUGUUAAUGCUUGCACAGGAGAAAAAAAUGGCACUCUGCGAGAUAUGUGGUUCAUUUCUUGUGGCCAAUGAUGCUUUAGAGAGGACUCAGUCUCAUGUUACAGGGAAGCAGCAUAUUGGUUAUGGCAUGGUCCGAGAUUUUAUCGCUGAGUACAAGGAAACUAAGGAGAAGGCAAGAGAAGAAGAAAGGUUAGCAAGGGAGAAAGAAGCAGAAGAACGGAGGAAACAGAGGGAGAAGGAAAAUGAGAGUAGAAGGAGAAGGAGCGGGACAGAUAUCGAGAACGCGAUUCAGAUCGUGAAAGGUCUAGAGAGUGGAAUGGCAGAGGUAGUCGGGAUGGAGGGAGAGGGGCGGAUUGGAGGUCCAGGAAUGGAAGAGAUGGGGGCAGGGAUAGGUACCGUGAUCGAAGCAGGUCACGUUCCCCUGUUAGACAUAGUCACAGGAGACGUCAGACCCGAAAAUGAAUGCAUGAUUGAUCCACCGCAGCUGGAAGAUGAUGUUUUAACCGCUCAAUUGCAAUCGGUGCUUGUAGCUUUGGAAUCUACUACAGUGGACUGGGAUGCAAGGUGUUCCCGUCUUUUGCAAUAUAAGAUUGCAGUUAAUCGGUCGAUGGAGGAAGGAAAGGGGGCAGAUUAA